AUGUCAUCCGAUGAUGUAAUAGUACAAACCAACUCUGCUUCGAUUAUUGAGAAAGAAAAGAGUCCAAAAAGGGCUACUUUCUCAAUCAGUGUGGACAACGACGACAAUGAUGAGCAUAACAACUAUAGCAAUGACUACGUCGACGACGACGACGACAAUGAUGAUGAUCAAUCAUCAGAGGAUACAACGAGCAAUGCGAGUGACUCUGUCACGACGCCAACUAAAUCCACUGGCGGCGUAAACAACGAUAUAUGUAUUAAUAGCAGUGUACAACUAAGCGUCGAGAAUGGAACCACCGCCGAGUAUGGUAGUCCAAAGACAAACGGUGGUGGUAUCACCCGAUCCAGUCCCCUCGACCGUAAGAAACAACUGCAACAGACUUCAAACAUCACCCAAGAGAGUAUCAGAUCUUCUAUUCCCGAUGAUAUCUGGUGCAAGAUUCAACAAUGGACUGUAAAGUUUGCCUUUAUCACAAAGGGUGCCAAACUCAUUUCGACAUCCAAGCAACACAAGUUCAAGUCACCAGUGACUAUCACUGAGGCACUGGCAUUCUUGGAUGGUGUGUUUAGCGACUUGGAUCUACUUGAUAGCGAUGAUGAUGAAUGA
This is a messenger RNA of Acytostelium subglobosum LB1, 606 nucleotides long. RefSeq lists its product as hypothetical. Lineage: Eukaryota; Evosea; Eumycetozoa; Acytosteliales; Acytosteliaceae. Bases 1 to 606 code for a protein of 201 amino acids. The record is from RefSeq and is a predicted model, not a curated record. The transcript has 2 exons.